Messenger RNA from Quercus lobata, 1446 nucleotides. RefSeq names its product probable protein phosphatase 2C 51. Gene Ontology annotation, molecular function: protein serine/threonine phosphatase activity. The transcript is spliced from 7 exons. The coding region runs from base 135 to 1352 and encodes 405 amino acids. The record is from RefSeq and is a predicted model, not a curated record. Gene Ontology annotation, biological process: protein dephosphorylation. NCBI's taxonomy places the organism in Eukaryota, Viridiplantae, Streptophyta, Magnoliopsida, Fagales, Fagaceae.
AGUCUCAACUCAAACUCUCUGUCUCAGGUUCUUCAUCGUGUCUCUCCUUUUAUCUCUCAAACUCUUCCAAAAUCAGUAAAAGCUCUAACCUUUUAAGCAUUGGGUUCGAAGUUUGAUCACAAUAAAAGUGGACAAUGGAAGGGUUAAGGACCCUGUUUUUAGGUGUUGUUGUUGGGCUCUUUCUGCUUGGAAACUCGUUUUCUUAUGGAGAAAGGACAAUAUGUGCCACAUAUUAUCAAAAGGGUGGUGCUCCUGCUGUUCUUGAAAAUCCAGAGUGUUCUAGCUGGGUUCUUUCCAAUAAUUUCUACCGAAACCACACAGUCAACUGUCUGUUGGCAGGAUUCACCAAUUUCGAAGAUGGCAAGAAGCAUUUCAAAGAAAGAUUUUUUUGUGAUCUUGAUUUGCAGAUUCCAUUUCUAGGUGAAAAUGGGUCUAUUGAAGAUGUUAAAGUUGGUAUGGUCGCAGUAUUUGACCAUAAUGGUGUGGAGGACUCUGCUAAGAUGGCUACAAAUCUUCUAAAAAAUUACUUUUUAGUUCACACAUACUUUCUUCGUGAUGAGACGUAUGCAUUUAACAAAUUGAUGGGACCGUUAUCUUACAAGGAGGACCAUGAUAUGGUAUUUCCAGAGCUAAACCAAGUUAAUGAAGUAGACCAAUUUAUUAGAAGGGCUUUGGAUUGCAGUUCUUUGUGGAUGUUACCAAAAGGAGUUGAUGGAACAAUAAAUGAAAAAAUUUUGAAGGAAGCAUUGUCGAGGACCAUCCAUGAUAUUGAUUUAACUUUGUCCGAGGUUGCUUCUAAACAAAAUCAUGUUCCUGGAUGCGUUGCCACUGUUGUUCUUAUGAUAGAAGGGCAAAUAUUAGUUGCCAAUGGUUGCAACUCAAAGGCCUUUUUGUGUAAUUGGCACUAUGUGGAGGAUGAAGAUGUAUGGAUUGAUCUGUCUGCUAAAUUGGCAAGAAGGCAUCAUUCAAGAAGUCUCAGUGAAAGAACUGAAGAUGGAACUGCUUGUGUAUUCGUAGGAAGGUAUGGCAAUUUGGCACCUAAGGUGACCGAUUGGAAACCUUUAAGUGCUGUCAACAGUCAUUUGGUGCUUGCAUCUGAUGAAAUAUUUAAAACCCUAAAUGAACCUGAUAUCUGUGCUCUAUUACAUCAAAAACGUUAUAAAAGCUAUUGGACGUUGACCCCAAUUCCAUGUUAUUUUAUGACACCAAGUGAUGCUGAUUGCAUAGUACAUACUGCAUUUCUUAAAGCCAGCAAAGAAGGGGGUAUUCCAUGUGAUAAUAGUAGGAGCGGUUAUAACUUGUCAGUUGCUGUGGUUCGUCUGAGAUCUGCUGGGGGCUUUAUCAUACAUUAAAUUAUGGAUUCCUUUACAUGUUAUUUUGCUUAACUUAGAGCUUGUUUAGCUUAGCUUAUUAUUUGGGUUAUAUAGCCUAUUUUGUUUAGUGGAU